AUGUAUGACUGUUUUGAAUGCCCAAAAGAUCAAUAUCCAAGUGAUGACAAAAAUCAAUGCAUCUCUAAAAUAAGUUUUCUGCCUUACCAAGAACCUGUAGGCAUCAGUUUAACCUCUGUAGCUGUUUUCUUUUCCCUGAUCACAGUUUUGGUUUUAGGAACUUUUAUUAAGUACAAAGAUACCCCCAUUGUCAAAGCCAACAACUGGGACCUCACUUACACUCUCCUUGUCUCCCUCCUGCUCUGCUCUCUCUCUUCCUUACUAUUCUUGGGCAAACCUGGGAAAGUGACCUGUCUUCUCCAACAGCCAACUUUUGGCAUCGUCUUCUCAGUGGCUGUUUCUUCUGUGUUGGCAAAGACCACUAUUGUUUCUUUAGCAUUCAUGGCCACAAGGCCAGGAUCUAGGAUGACAAAGUGGAUGGGCAAAAAACUGUCCUGUUCCAUUGUCCUUUCCUGCUCUCUUAUUCAAGCAAGUGUUUGUACUGUGUGGUUGGCAACCUCUCCCCCAUUCCCUGAUUUAGACAAGCACUCAGUAACAGAAGAAAUCAUUGCACAAUGUAAUGAAGGGUCAGUCACCAUGUUUUACUGUGUCCUGGGCUACAUGGGCCUCUUGGCAAUCAUCAGCUUUAUUGUGGCAUUCCUAGCUCGCAGGUUACCAGAUAGUUUUAAUGAAGCCAAGUUCAUUACCUUCUGCAUGUUGCUCUUUUGCAGUGUGUGGGUCUCCUUUGUUCCAACCUAUCUGAGCUCAAGAGGGAAAUACAUGGUGGCUGUGGAGGUCUUCUCCAUCUUAGCCUCCAGUGCUGGGUUACUGGGUUGCAUCUUUUCCCCUAAAUGCUACAUCCUUGUGCUGAGGCCUGAGCUUAACAACAGAGAGCAAAUUGUGAGGAAAAGGAAUUAA
Messenger RNA from Rhineura floridana, 897 nucleotides. RefSeq names its product vomeronasal type-2 receptor 26-like. Gene Ontology annotation, biological process: G protein-coupled receptor signaling pathway. The coding region runs from base 1 to 897 and encodes 298 amino acids. Gene Ontology annotation, cellular component: membrane. NCBI's taxonomy places the organism in Eukaryota, Metazoa, Chordata, Lepidosauria, Squamata, Rhineuridae. The record is from RefSeq and is a predicted model, not a curated record. Gene Ontology annotation, molecular function: G protein-coupled receptor activity. The transcript has a single exon.